AUGAUGAACGGCUCUGACCUGAAAAAAGCCGCCAUCAACCAGGCCAAGAAGGUUGCGACCACCGCUGCCCUCGCCGCCAACGGCAACGGCCAGAAGAAGAGAAGGAAAGGCGAUAACCUCAAACCCAUCAUCACCACCGACAAUCCCUCAUCUACCAUUCACGAUUCACCCACCCAAGCUGACCCAGAAUCUCCCUCCUCCUCCACAUCCGAUGAAGACCCCGCCGAAACCACCGCCGAUGAAGAAGACUCAGAAGACUACUGCAAAGGUGGUUAUCACCCUGUCCACGUCGGCGAAACGUACAACAAUGGAAAAUACAUCGUCGUGAGAAAACUCGGCUGGGGUCAUUUUUCUACCGUCUGGCUUUCGAGAGAUACUUCGACGGGCAAGCACGUCGCACUCAAAGUCGUCCGGUCAGCAGCGCAUUACACUGAGACCGCUAUUGACGAGAUCAAGUUGCUGAACAAAGUCGUCCAAGCCAACCCGAAUCACCCGGGUCGAAGAUAUGUCGUCAGUCUCCUCGAUUCCUUCGAGCACAAAGGACCUAAUGGUGUCCAUGUUUGUAUGGUUUUCGAAGUCUUGGGCGAAAAUCUCCUCGGCUUAAUCAAAAGGUGGAAUCAUCGAGGCAUCCCCAUGCCUCUUGUCAAACAAAUCACAAAACAGGUUCUUCUUGGUUUAGAUUAUCUCCAUCGCGAAUGUGGUAUCAUCCACACCGAUCUAAAGCCAGAAAACGUAUUGAUUGAGAUCGGCGACGUCGAGCAGAUUGUCAAAGCUUUCGUCAAAGACGAAAAGGAUUCCAGCAAAGAUGACAAUCGAAAUGGUCGAAGAAGAAGACGGACUCUCAUCACAGGUAGUCAACCGUUACCCAGUCCCCUUAACGCCAGCUUCACGAAUCUAGACAAGGUCGCCAAUACCCAUCAGCAUCAACCUAGCAGUUUGAAUCAGGUCCUGACAGGAUCGACAGCCAACAAACAAGGCGAAGGCCUUUCGAUGCUUGAGCAACUGAAGUUGAAGACAAAAUCACAUAGCGACGAGAGUUCUGCGUCCGGCAAGUCAAGAGAAGCAACCACGGAUCCUCUUGAAAAAGACUUAGCCGGUGUCUCUCUCGACAGCAAAAAGCCAACUGAAGCCGAGAAAGUCCUGAAAGCCGCCAAACAUGAGGACGAGCCAUUGGGAGAGAUCAUCUCGGUCAAAAUUGCGGAUUUGGGCAAUGCCUGCUGGGUAGGCCAUCAUUUCACAAAUGAUAUCCAGACUCGGCAAUAUAGGUCUCCAGAAGUCAUCCUCGGGUCUAAAUGGGGCGCCAGUACUGAUGUGUGGAGUAUGGCAUGCAUGGUCUUUGAGCUGAUCACUGGUGACUAUCUCUUCGACCCUCAAUCAGGUACCAAAUAUGGCAAAGAUGAUGAUCAUAUUGCGCAAAUAAUUGAGCUACUCGGACCGUUUCCCAAGUCUUUGUGUUUAUCUGGCAAAUGGUCCCAAGAGAUAUUCAAUCGAAAAGGCGAACUUCGAAAUAUCCAUCGCCUGCGACACUGGGCUCUACCCGACGUUCUGCGAGAAAAGUAUCAUUUUUCGCCUGAAGAGGCAAAGAGAAUAGCCGAUUUCCUGAUCCCCAUGUUGGAACUACCACCCGAGGCCCGGGCUAAUGCUGGUGGGAUGAGCAACUCUGAGUUCACAAAAGGAACCAAGGGAAUGGAUGCCGUCACUCUGGAUAUUCCCGUUGGCAGCAAAGGCGAUGGGAUUGAGGGCUGGGCGACGGAGAUCAAGAAGAGAUGA
This is a messenger RNA of Exophiala bonariae, 1770 nucleotides long. RefSeq lists its product as uncharacterized. The record is from RefSeq and is a predicted model, not a curated record. Gene Ontology annotation, biological process: peptidyl-serine phosphorylation; spliceosomal complex assembly; regulation of mRNA processing. The transcript has 3 exons. Gene Ontology annotation, cellular component: cytoplasm; nucleus. Lineage: Eukaryota; Fungi; Ascomycota; Eurotiomycetes; Chaetothyriales; Herpotrichiellaceae. Gene Ontology annotation, molecular function: protein serine/threonine kinase activity; ATP binding. Bases 1 to 1770 code for a protein of 589 amino acids.